AUGAUUCAGUAUGGCCGAUUAUCAAUGAUGGGUGUAAUUCGAUAUUCAUCCUUUCUGGAUACGACAGCAAUAGCAGGAACUUCAGAUGCUGUGAAUAGUUCAUCAAGUUUACAGGAGGAACAGUGCAAGAAUAAGAAUACUAAAGUUGUGUCAAGGUUGACCGAAAGGCAUCGUUUAAUUGCUGAAGGUCGUUUACCACCUGUGACUUAUGAAUGGGAGAAAGAGUUAUGGGCAAAACGUGAACGUUUCGGUACUUAUGGCUUGGCCAGUGGUGUUAAACCUGAAGAAUUAUGGCCCAGUGUUGAAGAGAUUCAGGAAGAAGAAGCUAUAGGAUGGUAUGCGAAGUACAGUGAUGCCUUAAAAGCUGUUGAAAAUGCGAAGAAGUCAGAACAUGCUAAUACUUUGGCAAGGCUUAAGGAAGUGGCAGCGCUUGAAAAUAAAUAUCCGGAAAUGUUGCGAGAGUUUUUGGAGAGUCAAAAAGAGGUGGUUCCGGUGAAAUCAAAACAGGAAUUAGAAGCGGAGCAGCAAGCUAAAGAUAUGCUUGAUUAUUAUGGCUAUGAAAUUUUGCCCAGUGAUCCACGAUUUCCAAUAUUGUUUGAAAAAAUGAUUGAAACAAAGAAGAAAGCAGCCAAAUUAACGGAGAAAGAGGAACUAUCGCUGAAGAAACGUACAUCGCGAAAGAAAGAAAAAGAGAAGAAACAAGAGAAAAAAGAUUCUUGA
Brugia malayi is the source of this 720-nucleotide messenger RNA. RefSeq lists its product as uncharacterized. Gene Ontology annotation, cellular component: nucleus. The transcript is spliced from 5 exons. Lineage: Eukaryota; Metazoa; Nematoda; Chromadorea; Rhabditida; Onchocercidae. The coding region runs from base 1 to 720 and encodes 239 amino acids. The record is from RefSeq and is a predicted model, not a curated record.